AUGGCGUUUCUAGGAGGUUCAUUGCGCAUGACGAGGAGCAUCGACAGUCAGAAGAUGAUGGAGAAGAAGAGCCACGGCGGGUCAGGGUCAUGGCGUCAGGCGCCGGCGCCCGUGAGGCAGCUCUUCUGGAGAGUGAGGCGCGCCAUGCUGAGGCCGAAGCGCCGUGCCCUGAGUUUCGGGUACGACCACAAGAGGUACUCCCAGAACUUCGAUGACGGCCUCGUCACUGCCCACUGCCUCUAG
Molecule: messenger RNA, 243 nt
Organism: Triticum turgidum subsp. durum (durum wheat)
Lineage: Eukaryota; Viridiplantae; Streptophyta; Magnoliopsida; Poales; Poaceae
Source: the annotation of a GenBank genome assembly